AUGACACUGCCUCAAGGCACCAUCGAGGCGGCCUCGGGCCCUCAUGCCCCGAGCCCGCCGCCCCAGGUGCACUCCCCCCUGAAGCCCGUGCUGGUGUUUGUGUCGUCGCGUCGCCAGACGCGGCUGACUGCGCUGGACCUCAUAACCUACGCGGCCGCGGACGAGCGGCCUGAGCAGUGGCUGCACAUGGAGCCACAGGAGCUGCAGGCGGCCCUGUCCGAGGUGAAGGACCCCCAGCUGCGCCACACGCUGCAGUUUGGCAUAGGCCUGCACCACGCCGGGCUGGGGGAGGCCGACAGGGGCCUGGUGGAGCGGCUGUUCACGGCCAUGAAGAUACAGAUCCUGGUGGCUACGUCCACCCUGGCGUGGGGCGUCAACACCCCGGCCCACCUCGUCAUCAUCAAGGGCACUGAGUUCUACGACGCCCCCCUCAAGAGGUACACAGACUUCCCCAUCACGGACGUACUGCAGAUGAUGGGCCGUGCGGGGCGCCCGCAAUACGACCGCCACGGGGUGGCCGUUAUCAUGGUGCGCCCGGUUUGA
This is a messenger RNA of Monoraphidium neglectum, 543 nucleotides long. RefSeq lists its product as hypothetical. The transcript is spliced from 5 exons. The record is from RefSeq and is a predicted model, not a curated record. The coding region runs from base 1 to 543 and encodes 180 amino acids. Gene Ontology annotation, cellular component: nucleus. Lineage: Eukaryota; Viridiplantae; Chlorophyta; Chlorophyceae; Sphaeropleales; Selenastraceae.